AUGGGUAGUAAACGCGCCACCGCCACUGCCCAUCGCUCCACGCCACCGUCGUACGCAUACCUGCUCGACAACAGUGAACACAAUGAGGGCCGUCAACCGUGUGGCCACUCCCACCAAGAUGAUGCUUUUCAAAGGAAACACUCCCUGUGGGGUGUAUUCAAGCCAAGACAAGAUCAAUGUGCUACAGUUACAGAGCCGGUACAUAAUACAGUGUGUCGCACACAUGAGAAAGAGAAGGAAGAACAGAAUGCCUCAAACCAGCAAGAUGUGGCGCAAGAAGUCGACUGGAAGUCGCCUGCUAAGAUCAUGCAACAAGCUGCAGCAACUAGAGGUAUUCCAGGGUCCCCCCACAUGGGCUUUCAACCUGAAGCUCUUGAAGAAAGACAACUGGGAGAUGCAUUGCAUCACACUCUGCACAGUGCAGAAGCUACUGCAGUUGCUACCAAUCCUGCUGCCGUAACUGAAGCUGCUGCUCUUGCUACCAAUGCUGCCACCGGACCUGCUGAAGCUACUGAAAAUGGUACCAAUGCUGCUACCAUGCCCGGAAAUCAUGGGCGGAGUGACUCAAUUGUUGGGGUUCCCUCUGGCAGGUUUUUCUAUUUCGUUGCCGGACAAACUCCAAAACUCGAGCAGCUCAUUCAAGAGAUGAAGUGUGAAAAGCUGUUUUCUGGUGAAGCACUAGCAGAUGUGCUGACUUUUGCUAUGGAGUUAGGGAAAUUAGUGGACUUGGCCCGUUAUCAGCUUUUGUUAAAGUACAUCCUAAUGUCCUUAGAGGAUGAAUUCAAUAUAGUUGUUAGCAUACGGAUGGCACAACUUAUUCUGGCCUUCUAUGAUUCCCCUUGUAGUGAUUGGCUAUAA
Miscanthus lutarioriparius is the source of this 858-nucleotide messenger RNA. NCBI's taxonomy places the organism in Eukaryota, Viridiplantae, Streptophyta, Magnoliopsida, Poales, Poaceae. The record is from the annotation of a GenBank genome assembly.